Molecule: messenger RNA, 1173 nt
Organism: Zeugodacus cucurbitae (melon fly)
Lineage: Eukaryota; Metazoa; Arthropoda; Insecta; Diptera; Tephritidae
Gene: Aos1
Product: SUMO-activating enzyme subunit 1
Exons: 3
Coding region: 123-1136 (337 amino acids)
Biological process (GO): protein sumoylation
Cellular component (GO): SUMO activating enzyme complex; cytoplasm
Molecular function (GO): SUMO activating enzyme activity
Source: RefSeq, a predicted model, not a curated record
CAUAGCUAUGUUGGUAGCACUGUGAGUCGGCGUUUUUAUUUGCGAAUUUCUUUUUAACAUUUCUAUUCUCAACCAAAAGUAUAAAGUUAAUUUAAAAGUCUAACAAAAUAUUUUAUACAAUCAUGGAAGUCGAUAAAAAUGAAAGUGUUAAUGGUGUGGAAUUAACUGAAGCAGAAAAUGAGUUGUAUGACAGACAAAUUCGACUUUGGGGCUUAGAAUCGCAAAAAAGGCUUCGUACAGCGAAAAUACUAGUUUCUGGAUUAAGUGGAAUCGGUGCAGAAGUGACAAAAAACAUUAUUCUCUCCGGUGUAAACUCUGUAAAGUUACAAGAUGAAAAAGUUGUUACAGAAGAAGAUUUUUGCGCUCAGUUUUUAGUGCCGCGUGCUGCGAUUGGGCAAAAUCGUGCAGAAGCGUCAAUUGAACGAGCGCGUUCUUUAAAUCCUAUGGUAGAGAUAUCAGCCGAUACAGAACCGCUUUCCACAAAAGAAGCUGAUUAUUUUGCAAAGUUUGACGUCGUAGUUGUGAUCGGUGCAUCCAACUCGGAAUUAAUACGUGUGAAUAACAUCUGUCGGGAAAACAAAGUUAAGUUUUUCGCCGGUGAUGUUUGGGGAAUGUUUGGCUAUUGUUUUGCAGACCUACAGGAACACAGUUUUGUUGAAGACGUGGCGAAGCAUAAAGUCAUUUCAAAGCCUAAGGAAAAAGUAAAGACUGAGUUAGUCACUGCCGCUGUGCAACGAACAUUGAAUUUUCCAUCUUUCGAUGCAGUUGUGGAUUUCGACAUCAAUUCAGCUGCUUAUCAGAAAAAGCUUAAACGUACCGGUCCCGCUUUAAUAUUAUUACGCGUUCUUCAAGAGUUUCGAGAAGCUUUCAAGCGUGAUCCUUACUAUAAAACUCGUGAUGCCGAUGUUUCAGAAUUGCAGCGUAUUCGAAACGAAACAACAAGCGUGAACGCAUUAUCUGACGAAUAUUUUGAGAACGUGUUCGCUCAAGUUUCACCCGCCGCAGCAGUGGUGGGAGGUGUUUUGGCACAAGAGAUUAUCAAAGUCGUUUCUAAAAAGGAAGCACCUCAUUGUAAUGUAUUUCUAUUUGAUCCAGAUACAUGUUGUGGAUUCAUAGAAACGAUUGGUUUAAAUUAACAUCGUAUCAAUAAAAAUAAAACAAAAUAUACUGUAA